GAAAAGCCAGAAGGAAACUCCCCGGAUGGACAACGAGAGGGCCUAACGUGUAAACAAAGCUUUCAUCGUCUUUAUUCAACGCUAAAAUAAUGUUUGGUGCUUCAAGAUCUGGGGGUGUAAGGGGGGGGCAAGACCAAUUCAACUGGGAUGACGUGAAAGGCGAUAAACACAGGGAAAACUACCUCGGGAACUCUCUUAUGGCACCAGUGGGGCGAUGGCAGAAAGGCAAAGAUCUGACGUGGUAUACCAAAGACAAAAAAGGUGGUGUCAAGCCUAUGUCAAGAGAAGAGGAGCUUGCUGCUGUGAAGACAGCAGAGCAAGAGGCACUGCUGGCUGCCCUAGGCCACAAGAAUAUAAAGAGACAACCAUCUGGCCUGACCAAAGAGGACCUUGCAGAUGUGUGCAGGAGGGAGGAUGCGGAAGCUGAGGACAGAGAUGUGGACAGAGUUUCUGGCCUUGGAAGCUCCGGUGCAACGUCACGGAAAAUGGUGUUCUCCCAACAGGAGAAGGAAGCUGCCAAAAUAGGCUUGUCAGUCUUCACACACCAUAAAACAGAAGGGAAGUCUGGAAACCAGGAAGCCUCUGCCAGAAAAACAUCUGCGAACACAGAGAAACAGGAUGUGGAUCAAAGCAGCAAAAAGAAGGAAAAGAAGCGCAAAAAGAAGAAAAGGCAGAGAAGAGACUCUUCAUCCUCCGAUUCAGAAGAUGACAAAAGGCGCAGAAAGGACCACCGUCAUCAUAAUCCAUCAUGCCUCAGUCAGACUGGAGCCAGACCCCAUGACAGCCAUUCAAAGGGGGGACCAAAGGGUGAACGCCACCCACUCUCCUCUCAACGACGCCAGCAGAGGCAUGACACACACUCCUCCCACAGGGAGUCCCCCGUCCACCGCCCCCGUGCCAGCCACAAGGCAGCCCAUGCUGCUCUGACACAAAGCCACAGGCGGCGCCAUGACACAGACUCUGACGAUUAAUACCCCCCCACUCAAUCAGACACAUUGACGGAGAGGAGUGCUCUAGCCCACAGCAGAGCAGCUUGACUGAUCUAUGGACUGUCCUCAUGUACUUCUGGACUGGACUCAAGGGCUGUGGUUGAGAACAGUAGGUCAAUCUGUUUGGCUACUCCUCAAACCACUAGCAGGCUUGUGGCCUUAUUUGAACUGACUAGUUUUUAUUUGUGUUGAAUUUUGAAUUGUUAAAUUUGUUUCUAUUGGUAUUUUAUUUUUCUGAAACAGCUCAAAUGUAUUUUAUGAUCUGUGUCUAGCUACCAAAAUUGAAGGACACUAUUCCUGCAAUUGAAUCAGGGACUACCGAAAGCAAGUUAAGUGCAUGUGUUCUUGGUGCUGAUAAUAAGUUAGUCAAUACAAACUAUUGCUGUCCAAGACAUUAAAUCCGGCGUGACACUUGCCCAUUAAAACAUGUAUUUAAAUGUGUGCCAACACCUAAAUGUUA
Messenger RNA from Oncorhynchus tshawytscha (Chinook salmon), 1449 nucleotides. It is a transcript of the gene lg10h1orf35, whose product is annotated as linkage group 10 C1orf35 homolog. NCBI's taxonomy places the organism in Eukaryota, Metazoa, Chordata, Actinopteri, Salmoniformes, Salmonidae. The record is from RefSeq and is a predicted model, not a curated record. The transcript is spliced from 8 exons. The coding region runs from base 90 to 971 and encodes 293 amino acids.